Molecule: messenger RNA, 3861 nt
Organism: Syzygium oleosum
Lineage: Eukaryota; Viridiplantae; Streptophyta; Magnoliopsida; Myrtales; Myrtaceae
Product: isoleucine--tRNA ligase, chloroplastic/mitochondrial
Biological process (GO): isoleucyl-tRNA aminoacylation
Cellular component (GO): cytosol
Molecular function (GO): isoleucine-tRNA ligase activity; ATP binding; tRNA binding
Source: RefSeq, a predicted model, not a curated record
ACCGUAGGCUGUCCCUGUCCUGUGGCGUCUGAUUUCUCUGAGGUUUGAGUUCAGUUUCAUCUUUGUUAUCCACUUCCCCCAACUCAAUGGAAGAAACUCAGCCAUUGCUGCUUCCAUGCUUCUUCAGAAGCACUCCUCCCUCAGCCGUGGAGUGAUUCGGUUCAGUUCAAGCGAGAGUCCGGGUUUCCAUCCCGAAAGGGUCACACUCUUCUAGUGUGCUUUCGCCUUUCGGAAGUCCCCGCUUUGUCCAAUCCGAGAGAAGCCCCAAGAUGGUCGUGAUUCAUGCCUCUCCUUACAAGGUUCUCACUCAAAGGACUUGCGGUUGUUUGGGGAAGACGACUUCAGUCAACAACCUAUUUUACUCGAGGAGAAGCUCUUUGCUUGAAAAUUUUUCGUUGUUGGGCAGGAUGAGAAUCUGUAGUUUUUCAGGUGCCAAUGUGCCUUCAUCCAAGCGGAGGUCUCGAGGGCCGGUUAUGGCAGCCAAGAAAGCUGCUGAAGGGGGGAAGCAAGAUGAGGGCAAAUACAAGCACACAGUUGAUCUACCUAAGACAAGUUUUGGGAUGAGAGCAAAUUCUUCUCUUAGGGAGCCAGAGAUACAGAAAAUGUGGGACGAAAACCAGGUGUUUGAAAGGAUUGUCAACAGAAAUAGUGGGGAGAGUUUUGUGCUUCAUGAUGGUCCCCCCUAUGCAAAUGGUGACCUGCAUAUUGGUCAUGCCUUAAAUAAGAUUUUGAAGGACAUAAUCAACCGAUUUAAGCUUCUUCAGAAUUUUAAAGUAUACUAUGUUCCUGGUUGGGAUUGCCAUGGCCUGCCAAUUGAACUGAAAGUUCUACAGUCACUGGACCAGGAUGCCAGGAAAGGUCUCACUCCGAUGAAGUUGAGAGAAAAGGCAGCGAAAUUUGCCAAGUCCACUGUUAAAUCUCAGAUGGCAUCAUUCAAGCGAUUUGGGGUGUGGGCUUCGUGGAACAACCCUUACCUAACUCUUGAUCCAGAGUAUGAAGCUUCUCAGAUUGAAGUCUUUGGCCAAAUGGCCCUUCAAGGUUACAUUUAUAGAGGCAGGAAACCGGUUCAUUGGAGCCCAUCUUCGCGUACGGCUCUUGCAGAGGCCGAGUUGGAGUAUCCUGAAGGGCAUGUCUCAAGAAGUAUAUAUGCCAUUUUCAAGUUAGUUGAUGCCUCGCCAUCAUCCACUAGCUUAAUCAGUGAAUUCCUUCCUGACCUGGGCUUGGCUAUAUGGACAACAACUCCAUGGACAAUUCCAGCCAAUGCAGCGGUUGCUGUGAACGGUAAACUUCAAUAUGCUAUAGUCGAAGUACAUUCCUCUCCAGGGGACACUCCUGUACCUAAGGAAGAUAAAAGACGCAAACUUGGACUGGUUUUGAAGGGUGACAAGAGGCCUUUUCUUGUUGUGGCAUCGGAUCUUGUGCUGGCACUAGAAGUAAAAUGGGGUGUGAAGCUUUCCGUGAAGAAAAUUCUGUUGGGUUCUGAUCUUGAAAACUGCAGGUAUAUCCAUCCCAUAGAUAAGAGGGAGUGCCCAGUUGUCACUGGAGGAGAUUAUAUCACAACAGAAUCUGGAACUGGACUGGUCCAUACAGCUCCAGGUCACGGUCAAGAAGAUUAUGUCACUGGCCUGAAAUAUGGACUUCCUAUUCUUUCUCCUGUAGGUGAUGAUGGGAAGUUCACUGAAGAAGCUGGACAGUUUAGCGGACUUGAUGUACUUGGGGAUGGUAAUACUGCUGUUGUGAACUACUUGGAUGGACAGUCAUCAAUUGUCAUGGAAGAAUCAUAUCAACACAAAUAUCCGUAUGAUUGGCGAACAAAAAAACCUACUAUAUUUAGGGCAACUGAGCAGUGGUUUGCUUCAGUGGAAGGGUUUCGUCAGGCUGCUAUGGAUGCAAUUGGGAAUGUCAAAUGGAUCCCACCUCAGGCUGAGAACAGAAUUUCUGCAAUGACUUCUAGCCGGUCCGAUUGGUGCAUAUCUCGGCAAAGAACAUGGGGUGUACCCAUUCCGGUUUUUUAUCAUAAACAAACCAAGGAGCCUCUAAUGAAUGAAGACACUAUUAAUCAUAUUAAAUCCAUAAUAGCCCAAAGGAGUAGCGACGCAUGGUGGUAUAUGAAAGUAGAGGAUCUACUUCCCGAAAGAUAUCAUGAUAAAGCAUCGGACUAUGAAAAGGGCACUGAUACAAUGGAUGUCUGGUUUGACUCAGGCUCUUCAUGGGCUGCUGUACUGGGGAAAGGAGCUGGCCUUAAAUUCCCUGCAGACUUGUACCUCGAAGGUACAGAUCAGCAUCGUGGCUGGUUUCAGAGUUCCUUACUAACAAGUAUUGCUACGAAAGGAAGGGCUCCAUACAGCGGCGUCAUAACUCAUGGAUUUGUGCUUGAUGAGAGAGGUUUGAAGAUGAGCAAAUCUUUGGGUAAUGUUGUAGACCCGUACACUGUGAUUGAAGGAGGGAAAAACCAAAAGGAAGCACCUGGAUAUGGAGCAGAUGUUCUGCGGUUGUGGGUUUCUAGUGUAGAUUACACCGGAGAUGUGAUGAUUGGUCCACAAAUUCUCCGUCAAAUGUCUGACAUUUAUAGAAAGCUGCGAGGGACAUUGAGAUACCUUUUAGGGAAUCUGCAUGAUUGGAAUGCUGAAGAUGCUGUUUCUUACCAUGAGCUUCCAAUGAUUGACCAUUAUGCUUUAUGUCAGCUUGAAAAUGUUGUGAAGAACAUUAAAGAGAGUUAUGAGAAUUAUCAGUUCUUCAAAAUUUUCCAGAUCAUCCAGCGGUUUGUAAUUGUUGACCUAUCAAACUUUUAUUUUGAUGUUGCCAAGGAUCGACUUUAUGUUGGGGGCACCGAGAGUUUUACGAGGAGAAGUUGUCAGACAGUUCUUGCAGAGCAUCUGCUUUCUCUUGUAAGGGUUAUUGCGCCUAUAGUGCCUCACUUAGCAGAGGAUGCAUGGCAGAACCUUCCGUUCCCCUACACCGAUGAAGAUGGUUCUGUGGCCAGAUUUGUAUUCGAUUCGAGAUGGCCUGCCUCAAAUGAAAGAUGGCUUGCUUUAUUGCCGGAAGAAGUUGACAGUUGGGCAGAAAUUCUUGAGCUAAGGACAGAGGUAAAUAAGGUUCUGGAAAUCGCUCGGGGCAGAAAAUUGAUUGGUUCAAGCCUAGAGGCAAAAGUCUUGUUACAUACCUCCGAUGCAAAUCUUGCCUCCCUAUUAUGCAAAAUGAGUGCAGCCACAAACGAUGCAGACAACUUGCAUCGCAUCUUCAUAACUUCUCAGGCGGAGGUAAUUCCGUCUCUGGAGGAUGAACUGACCGCUGACGUUCCUUACACUGGAGAGUGCGAGAUUAACGGCAAGAAAGUCUGGAUUGGUGCCUCCAAAGCAGAGGGAUCCAAAUGCGAGAGAUGUUGGAAUUACUCGCCCAAAGUCGGUUCUUUCCAGAGCACCCAACACUCUGCAGCCGAUGCUACUCUGUCGUGGUCAUUCAAUCGCCUCGUGCCGUAGCAGCAGUCAGCUGAGGUAUUGUUUCAAAACGAGAGGCUGAAACUGUUGCACAGAACUUCAAUUGUUGUUCAUCUUUGGUCGCAUCUUCGGCUACAUUUUAAUUGGGUAUGAUCUCAUCUGGCAACUUCUGGGAUGAUAGGAUCGAUAUCUUACAUAUUUGUGCAAUAAAGCAUUAGGUUUGCAGUUUUCUGAGGAUGCUCAUUGCCUUAUGCAUGUACCCUAGAAAAAGGAAGGUGGUGAUGCCCACACAAAGGUUUGAGAUUUAUCAUUUUUUGCCCCACGAGGCUAAUGAUGUUAGCUUUUGGAAACACAUUUGACAUUUUCACAAGAUUGUAUUUUUAAUGACCUUGUCAAAUGUAUUUAUGGAAGAGCUCUAUGCAAA